AUGGUGAUUAAAGGUAAAAAGAGAAACUUGGUGGUUACUUCAGAUGGAUCUACCUCCAAAACUCCGAUUUCAAAGAGAUCCAAGAUUGAAAAAGCAAGUUCUAUGAAAGGCAAAGGAGUCAGAGAAGAAGUUGCAGCUGGUGACUCUCUAAUCAGGCCAAAGUUCAUUGACUGGAAAUUCUUUGGGAAAAAGGAAAUGCCUUUCAGACAGUGGUUUGAAUUUCAGGGCUGGAUGAGUUUUUUAAAAAUCAAGGAAGUGAUGUACGUGCUACUGGUCAAAGAGUUCUUCUCUUCUCUAAGUAUGGAAAAAGAUGAAACUUUCCAGGUUACUCUUAAAGGAGAAAGAUUUGUCAUUUCGCUGGAUUUGCUUUCUGAAGCAUUCGGUAUACCAAACAGAGGGGCUAAAAUAGCCAAGAAGAGUGAGAUUAAGAAAGCUUCAGACUUUCAGGAAGAUCUGUUCAAAAAGGAGAUUUGUGAAGGCAAACGGGCUGGCCUUUUGGAUGUGUCCUCUGCCUCCUUGAGCACCAACUAUCGGGUAUUACACAAAUUUAUCACUGCUUUUAUUGCUCCAAAAUCUGGCUCUUUAGAUUAUGUGAGUAGUAUUGAACUCUGUCUAAUGUGGCACAUUGUUAAGAAGAAAAAGUUCAAUCUUUGUUACUUGAUAAUGAACUUACUGACCAGCACUUCUAAAUCUAAGAGUAUGCCCUAUGCCAUGUUAUUAACUGUUCUUUUUGAUCACCUGGGUAUCAAUUUUUCAAAAGAAAUGUCUACUGCUUUAAAAGAGAAGGAUGUUAUUGGACAAAGUUUUGUGUCUAAAACUAAGAAAUUCAAAGAGACUAAAGAGAUUGAAGCAACUCACUUUGUGGAUGAUGAUGAGCUUGUUAGUGAUGAUGAAAAAGUUGAUUCUGAUGAGGAAACUGAAAGGGAAAGUUCAGGAAUUAAGAUUCUGUCUGAAGAGGAAGUGAACUCUUUUUCUGAAAAAGAGGUGUUUGCAUCUGCUAAGGAGAAAUUGCCUUUGGAAAUCUCGGAUUCUGUUAAUUCAGAAGAAACAGACUCAGCAGAUCUUGAGACUCUGCAAGAAGCACUCAACAAGAAAAGAAAUCUAGGAGUUCAAAUCAAGGCUGUGAAUACCAGGCCUUCCAAACUUCCUGUGAAGAGAAAAAUUGUGCUAACCAAGAAAGGUGUUCCAAAGGAAACAGCCCACAGAAAGAAGGAUUCUAAAACUCCUUCUGAGGUACCUGGUUAUGAUGACUCAGAAAAGAAAGAUGAUGUAGUGGAAGAUACUCAACAACACCAUGCUGCAGUUACUGAGAAUGAAGACCUUGCUUUGAAAGCAAAGGAGAAAGAUGAAGCUGUUUGUCACUCUGCAAAAGCUAAUACCAGCAAAGAACCUGUUGCAGCUUCAGUUAACAUUCAAUCCUUACUUGAUGAAAAAAUUUUGCUAAUUGAGAAGAUCGCUAGAGAGAGCAUGGAUCUUUGGCUGUCAGGACUAAAGAAGGACAUUCAGAAUCUGAUGAUGCCUACCUUAUCUCCAUUAAAGCAAGCUGAGAAAGAGUCUAAAGGAAUUGAUGUAGUGCAGGGUACUUCUGGAGCUGAUCCUGAAAACACUGAGCCUUUGGAAAUUGAUUCUUCACCUGCUUCUAAAGCUGUUCAGUCCAGCAUUCCCCCUUCUGUGUCUAAAAGAGCCACCCGUUCCACCACAAAGCUUGCAACCCUCAAAGUCUCACCUGGAGAAAUAGGUUCCAAGGACAUUCCUGCUGUCCUAGAUGAUUGA
Molecule: messenger RNA, 1773 nt
Organism: Mercurialis annua (annual mercury)
Lineage: Eukaryota; Viridiplantae; Streptophyta; Magnoliopsida; Malpighiales; Euphorbiaceae
Exons: 1
Coding region: 1-1773 (590 amino acids)
Source: RefSeq, a predicted model, not a curated record